AUGAAAAGAACAAAAUCACACCCUGGCAAGAAUGCAACAAAGAAAACCAAAGCAAACGAUAGUACACUUUCAACACAAGACACUUCCUCCGAUUUAGAGCAAAUAAUUUUAUUCGAGGCCAAAAAGCCAAAUGAAAAACAAGCUAAGUUAAUUGCGAAACACUCUGAAAAUGCUUUAUGUAAUAGUAUUCCUCAACUUGAGAAAUAUUUAGACUUUUUGCAAAACAUUCACAACAAGGAUAUUGACAUUACAAACAAAGACUCUGUCUCUGCAACAUACAUUCUGAUGAAUCAAUUUCUCAAACAAGGAGAAAAGGUUUUUGUUGGUAUUCAAGCUGGUAAUCCAGAACGCUUGCGACAGUCAAUUUUGCAAACUUAUAGCUCGGACAAAGAUUUUUCGGAACGAAUAUGUGCUGCAGUCAAGGCUAUCAGUGUAAGCCUUUUGAAACAAAAAGGUUUAAUUGAAUCCACAUGCCCACCUGUGAGUUCAAAUCUCAAAGUUGGAGAUUUAGUUGAAAUUAUUGAAAAGGGAGAGAAUUGUUACUACAAGAUUGGUAAAGGAAGAGUUCAAUUACUCACUUCAACUAAUUGCAGUUUAAAUGACAUUAUAUUUCACGUUCCAUCCUUCGUUCAAGAUCAAAAGAAGACGAUUUUUGAUAUUUCAUGCCUUUCAUUAAUUGAAGAUCGAACCAAUCAUGCUCCUAUGAUUCAAAAUGCUUUUUCUACGGUUCAGCGAGGAUGUACUCCAGUCUCCUUAUUUUCCAUGAAUUAUGACACUGAAGUCGAUGAUGACAAAAUUGAUGACAAUGAAGUUCUCUCUAUAACUCCACCGGAAAUUUCGGAUUCAAGAACAAACUCAAAUUCAAAUGUUGAAGAGAGUGAUUUGUUCUGA
Naegleria lovaniensis is the source of this 891-nucleotide messenger RNA. RefSeq lists its product as uncharacterized. The coding region runs from base 1 to 891 and encodes 296 amino acids. The record is from RefSeq and is a predicted model, not a curated record. The transcript has a single exon. NCBI's taxonomy places the organism in Eukaryota, Heterolobosea, Eutetramitea, Acrasida, Naegleriidae.